AUAACUGGGAAAAUAUAUUUAAUAAGAGACAGCUAUUAUGGAUUUAAUUUAAUAAUAAUUGUCUUUUAACACGAUUCCACCUGAACGAUUUCAUAAUAUGGUUUAAGUAUGACACCCUGGUGGUUGAAUUGAAUGUGAUCAAUUUUGUUUCAUUUAUUGGUUACCGGCAUAAUUAAGAAGGGAAGAAGAACUUUAUGAAGGUGAACAUGUCUAUAUAUACCUACACUGAAGAUGGAGAGAAAACCACAUUGCAAAGAAAAGGAAGCGAUUCGGGAGAUACUAAUACAUUCCUCUGAGCUUCGGCGCUGGCAACUCUGGAUAGUGAUGCUGAGAAAACUAUCUUUUAUUCCGGGAAAAUUACUCAGGUACUACAGUAUGAACACACAUAUGCGUACUGUUACUACAGGGCCCCGGGUGGUUCAGCAGACUUAUGGGCCGCCAGAUGACUCGAGGACUGAUCCUCCAGAUUCCUGUAUCGAUAGAGUCCCUCGUAGUAUUCGUGCAGGAAAGAAAGAAGCCUACACUCCUAAAAUACUUUCAAUAGGCCCUUUACACCGUAGAGGAGAAGAAUUACAAGACAUGGACGGACGAAAAGAGCGUCAUGAGGAGGGGUUUUUCAGACGAACUGAAAGGAAUCGUGAGUAUUUUUCAGAGAUCAUCAAUACACACAGCAAUCAGAUACAAAAUUUUUAUUCAGGGACCUCUAACCUCGAGAAUGAUGAGCAUUUUGAUAUGAUUCGACGUGAUGCUAUUUUUAUCUUAGAGCUCCUUUUGAGGAAUUUUGAGGGAAAUGCAAAUGACAGGUUGUUAAGGAUACCAGCUGAUAAACUUGCUUUAAAGUUGGACUUGCUGUUACUGGAAAAUCAACUUCCAUAUUUCUUACUCGAGGAAAUAUACAAUUCAAUUCGCAGUAGCCUCAGUAACCUCGGAAACCCGUCCUUCAUUAAAAUUUGUUUAAAAUUCUUCAGGCCUCUGUUUUUUAGUUCUGAUGUAUCUGACGAACAUGGAUUCAUGCAUUUCACGGAUAUGCUAAGAGAUACUCUAGUGCAAAACUUCCGAGCAGAGGACCGUCCUGAAGAUUAUGAAGGUAACGAUUCAGAACCGUUACCUUGUGCCACGAAGCUACAUGAAUCAGGAGUGAAAUUUACACGAGAUCAAUCGCCGUCCUUACUUGAGGUAAAAUUUGAAGGAAGCGAGCUGAGAAUGCCACUACUUUCAGUUCACCACAAGACAGAAACUCUGCUUCGGAACAUAAUGGCUUUGGAGCAAUGUAAGUAUCACAGUCGUACUAUCGUCUGUGAUUAUGUUAUACUGCUAGAUGAUCUUAUUGAAGACGAAAGGGAUACGCAGUUGCUUGUUGAUGCGGGAAUUAUUUCCAACUCCAUUGGCGACUGCAAGGCAUUAGCCAAUUUGUUCAACAAACUUAGCGUGGAAAUUUGUUCAUCUGGAUAUCAUUACAAUUAUAUUUACCAGGGUCUGAAGGGUCACUAUAACAGUAAAUACAAUCGAGACAUGGCAAAAUUGAAAAGCGUGUAUUUUGGUGAUAUCUGGAAAGGUACAGCAACUAUUGGAGCUUCUGUACUCUUGAUACUCACUUUUCUACAAACCAUAAAUUCUUUCAAGCGAUAGUGAAUUAGUUAUUUUGCAUUUGAAGCGUUGUCCGUUCAUUAUUAUUGAUAAUAAAAGCUUUCUAUUUACAUAUUAUUCAUUUUUAA
Mangifera indica (mango) is the source of this 1715-nucleotide messenger RNA. Its product is annotated as UPF0481 protein At3g47200-like. Lineage: Eukaryota; Viridiplantae; Streptophyta; Magnoliopsida; Sapindales; Anacardiaceae. The record is from RefSeq and is a predicted model, not a curated record. The transcript is spliced from 2 exons. The coding region runs from base 232 to 1629 and encodes 465 amino acids.